AUGCCGUCUUUCUUCAAAUUCCUCAGAGGACUUAUCUGGGCCAAAGAUUCCUCUGCCACUACUUUUUCUGCUGGUGUCAAGGCGUGGGCCAAAUAUGAGAAAACCCGCGAGUUGCGGUAUCUGGAGCAGGCAGUCCAAAAUCACCAGGCAGCCUUAGAUGCCCGCGUAUCAGGUCACCCUGGUCGAGCAGAAUCUCUCUACCACACCGCUAUGGCCCUUUGGGCGCAAUGCGAACUUGGUGCGGUAACGAGGGAAACCGCUACCAUUGUGAUAUCGUAUUACGAUGAGGCCCUUCGUCUCCUGCCACCGGUAAACAAGGCUGGACACCGAGCGAUCAUCCACAACAAUCUUGGCCUUGUUUACUUCAGACUCUUCCGCCUCGGAGAGGAAAAUCCGGAGGCUUUCCCUGACAUUGGUCCCAACCUCGACAAAGCGAUCGAAAAUCACCGAUCCGCACUAAAACUCAAAGCGGAGAGGGACGACCCAAAUCGCCCAACGUCCCUAAUUAACCUCAGCAUUGCUCUUAUUCAGAAAGACAACGAAGCUGAUCUAACGCAUGCCAUUACCUACCUUGGUGAAGCUGUUGAGCUUUGCAAGGCGAAGGCGAGCGAUCGACCUUCGCUCCUUUUAGCCCUCAAUAGCCUCGCAGAGGCGCACGAUAGUCGCUACUAUCAUUCUGAAGACGUCACGGAUGUUGUGGGUCAAGUUGACGCCCUGCGAAGGGUGCUAGACUUGUUGACGGGUGAGGGGAAAGGGCGGCUCAUUCCGCUUCUCAACCUGACAAACGGCCUCUGGAGGCUUUGCGAACAACAGCCUGACCGUGGCGACGAUUUGGAAGAGGCGGUUCGUCGCGGUCAAGAGGCAUUGAAACUCUCGGAUAGAUCGGAUAAAAUAACCCAUUUCAAUGUCCUCAUUACUCUCGCCGACGUUCUUUUCACUCGAUACACCCAAAUCAACCAGAAGAGGGUUACGGAUUUGGACCAAGCUAUUCAAUACUAUCGCGAAGCCAUCGAUCCUGACCCUGGGGAGGGCCGCGAUCCCGUUCUAUACAGUAGCCUUGCCUCUGCCAUUUAUGUCCGUUGCCAGGACUUUGGGGAGGUGGAUGGAGUCACCCUGGAACACGCCUUUUCGUACAACCUCGAGGCUUUACACGCAUGCCCUCAGGAUGACCCCCUGUACCUGAAGAUUCGGAACGACCUAGGGAGUAUAUAUAUGGCACAGCACAAAAAUUCGGGACAAGAGGGUGACCUGGCCAAGGGCGUCCCGUCAUCUGACGAUACCGUUGCUCCUCCACCUGACGAACAGGAUUACGCCCACUUUACGGAGGCCUUCAAAGAUGCGAAAUGGAUUUUCCAGGAUAGGCGCGGGGGUCAUUCGGAGGCAUCAGACGAGACCGUCUCCACGAAGAGUCAUUCGAGAUCCCGGGCAGGGAGUGUUCGAUCUCUUGCCAGCAGUGUUUCGGGAAGAUCCAUGGCGAGAAGUGUUUCGAGAUCUUCAACGAGGCAACUGUCCCUUUCCCAGCCCCCUUUACCAACGUUAAAGUGA
Molecule: messenger RNA, 1545 nt
Organism: Laccaria bicolor S238N-H82
Lineage: Eukaryota; Fungi; Basidiomycota; Agaricomycetes; Agaricales; Hydnangiaceae
Exons: 1
Coding region: 1-1545 (514 amino acids)
Molecular function (GO): protein binding
Source: RefSeq, a predicted model, not a curated record